Ambispora gerdemannii is the source of this 1398-nucleotide messenger RNA. Lineage: Eukaryota; Fungi; Glomeromycota; Glomeromycetes; Archaeosporales; Ambisporaceae. The record is from the annotation of a GenBank genome assembly.
AUGGCAAUGGCCGAAGUGGAUAAUGGUUGGAAAUUCGCCCAAUGCUUUGGUGACAAAGGUGAAGUCGAAGACAUUACAGAAGAUUCGGUGCUUUUGCCUGGGCAGACAGCACGGCAAAGGCUUGUUCUUGGCCAAUAUCGUGUUCCAGUGCCAGAUACUGACAUUAUUUCAACGGUGGAAUUUGACCAUACUGGUGAUUACCUAGCUACUGGUGACAAGGGAGGCAGAGUUGUAUUAUUUGAACGUAAUGAUGGGAAAAAAGGCUGCGAAUACAAAUUCUAUACGGAAUUUCAAUCACAUGAGCCUGAAUUUGAUUAUCUAAAGAGUUUGGAAAUUGAAGAGAAAAUUAAUAAAAUCAAAUGGUGUAAGCGACAGAAUGCAGCACAUUUCUUGUUAUCAACCAAUGACAAGACUAUCAAACUUUGGAAAGUAUUUGAGAAAUCCUUAAAAGUAGUGGCAGAAAAUAAUCUGAGUGAUGGUUUGCGACCUUCAAAUGGCCAACUUUCGAAUUUAAAAUUGCCAAAGCUUACUCACCAUGACACCAUCAUUGCCGCAGUCCCACGGAAAGUGUAUGCUAAUGCUCAUGCAUACCAUAUCAAUUCUAUAUCCAUUAAUUCUGAUGGAGAGACUUAUAUAUCUGCUGACGAUUUAAGAAUUAAUUUAUGGAAUUUGAAUAUCAGCGACCAGAGUUUUAAUAUCGUUGAUAUUAAGCCAGUAAAUAUGGAAGAACUGACAGAAGUAAUUACAGCCGCGGAAUUUCACCCGGUUCACUGUAAUCUUUUCAUGUAUAGCAGCAGUAAAGGGACGAUAAAAUUAAGUGAUAUGCGAGCAGCAGCUCUUUGUGAUCAACACGCAAAGCUGUUUGAAGAACAAGAGGAUCCAGCCAAUAAGUCCUUCUUUUCCGAAAUUAUUUCAUCUAUUUCUGAUGUAAAAUUCAGUAAGGAUGGACGAUAUAUACUCUCACGAGAUUAUUUAACACUUAAAAUUUGGGAUAUCGCAAUGGAAAAUCGACCUCUGAAAACAAUUAAUAUACACGAUCAUUUAAGAAAUAAAUUGUGUGAUCUUUAUGAGAACGAUUGCAUUUUUGACAAGUUCGAAUGUACUUUCAGUGGAGAUGGCCAAAAUGUCUUAACGGGGUCAUACAACAAUUAUUUCCACAUCUAUGAUCGUGAUGGACUUACUGACAUUGCCCUACAAGCUGAUAAGAGCGCAUUCAAGGCUAAACGAGUAGGAUCAACAAAGAAUAAGAUGCUUUCCCGUAAAAGUAUGAAGAAGGAGGAGAUUAAUGUAGAUGCAAUUGAUUUCAAUAAGAAGAUCCUUCAUGCAUCGUGGCAUCCAAAUGAGAAUUCAAUUGCGGUUGCCGCGACCAAUAAUCUUUUCAUAUUUACGUGCGUAUAA